Molecule: messenger RNA, 1052 nt
Organism: Ilyonectria robusta
Lineage: Eukaryota; Fungi; Ascomycota; Sordariomycetes; Hypocreales; Nectriaceae
Exons: 1
Coding region: 296-832 (178 amino acids)
Source: RefSeq, a predicted model, not a curated record
UCAACCGCGGGCGUCUCGUCUGGGCGGAGGGGGGUUGAACCAUCGUCACGGGCCGGUUGCAGGACCAAAGUCCACUUCCGGGCCACUUGGUGGCAUUUUCAAGUCUUCGACGGGUCACGGUGGAUGGAGUUCGGGGCGGACACUGCGGACACUGCGGGCUGUGACGGCUUCGGCGGGCUUCGGGCACUGCCUGCGACCAACGACAGCAAUUCUGUUGAUAAUUCGGGGGGCGUCUGCUCUUGUCUCAGGCCAUGGGGUCUUUGCCCAGCCGCCAGGAUGACCCUUUGAUGCUUUGAUGUCACGCCGCCUGCCCCGAACCAGCCUAAUUAACCACUCGCCCGGCUGGUCCCUGCACCGCAAACAGGCCUCAAGGACCGAGGAUCAAGUCUUGGUUCUGAGGCCAGCCAGUGGGCAGACGACUCCAGGCAGAAACUGCGGCGGUGACGGCGUCGUUGCAGAGGUAACGGGCGGAGGGUCCUGCUGCACAGCAAUGGGGGCCGUGGCGGACCGCCCCAGAAACUCCGUCGAAACCAGCCUCAAAGGCGUCGAAAAAUUCUCUCUCUCCCCUCACACUUUGCCUUACUGGUCGCUGCCUUCACGCGUCCUGCAGCAAACCCAUGUACGCGGACGUGUUGCGACGUGCAAAUCAAUUAAAAGGCUCGUGUGCCUCUGGGGUCCGGGGGGCGUCUUUACCGCCAGAGACAAGACAUAUUCUCAGUCAAUGGGGGUUGGGAAUGGGACCGGGACGGGGUUUGAGCUUAGGUUUUGGCGCAGCCCGAGGCGGAGUGUACUUCGUAAUUUGUACACAAGUAUCGACGCUCCGACGGUGUAGCGAGGCGAGGGACAAUGCAUCCCCAGAACAAAGAAAACCCGGCCAACCCGGGUGAACCGCGUAGAGGGCUGUGAUCAGUAGCCGAAACCCAAGGUUCCGGCUCGGAGAUGGAGCUGUCUCGUCCCCUAUACUUCACAGCAAGGGGCCAGUGAUGAAAAGCAAAGUCAUAUUACGACUAUACUAUAUUUACUUCUCUAGGUGUUGGUCGGGAGCCCAGGAU